Wasmannia auropunctata (little fire ant) is the source of this 4574-nucleotide messenger RNA. Its product is annotated as mitoferrin-2. Gene Ontology annotation, molecular function: ferrous iron transmembrane transporter activity. Bases 1177 to 2076 code for a protein of 299 amino acids. Gene Ontology annotation, cellular component: mitochondrial membrane. The record is from RefSeq and is a predicted model, not a curated record. NCBI's taxonomy places the organism in Eukaryota, Metazoa, Arthropoda, Insecta, Hymenoptera, Formicidae. The transcript is spliced from 5 exons. Gene Ontology annotation, biological process: iron import into the mitochondrion.
GCUGUCUCCCUCUUUCUCUACUUCGGACGAAGGAAACGCUCAAUUAUAUAGAAUGACAAAGUUAAAGAUAAUAGAUAGUUUAAUGGACUUGUGUAUACGUGUACAAUACACGUGUCUUUCAUACAUGUGGACGUUUGUAGUUGCACUGAAACUCAUGCAACUUGAUUACUAUAAAGUCACGUGAUGACUUACAGAAUUUAAUAUCAUUUUACAAUUUGCAUAAUUGAGAAGUGGACAAUUUUCUUUUCCCUUUUUUGCAUUCUGGAAUUUACGUAGUAAAAUAAGUUUAUAAUGUAUGUGGCAUUAACGUACAUUCAUUAACAUGUGUGUCAGCGCUUUCAGCCUUUUUCCCCACAUACAUGUACUUAAAGAUGUUAAUAUUUUUAAUUUGUUGUGUAUGUUGUAUCUGCAUACCUACGUAUUUUUUUUAAAUACCAUUACACGUAUAUUGCAACGUAAGUCUAUACUGCAGAAAAUUUUACUUCCAUUAUACGUUUCUAUUUUAUAUAUAUUUACAACCAAAAAAGACAUUAAGCAUUGUUGGGACUGCAGCUGAUAAAAGCACCGUGCCGAAUAUUCGUUGAAUCGGUUUGUAUUUACGCGUAUUGACGGCAUAAUCGUGUUGUCGUACAGUAUCAUGACAGUGUACAUCAUGAUUGAGAGAAAAUAGUUACUUUGUAUCAAGUGACAGACACAAGGGGAUGAGUUAUUGUGCAUUGCAAAUGAUGUAUUAUACUAGUUCUCACUCCUAAUCCAAGUGUUUACUAUUCAUUAUGUAACUCAGUUCGUCGGCAGCAAGUUCUAUUUCUGGUCUCCUUUUCAGACCUACGCUAUCUAUACUAUACACUAUACUUUCCUGUCUAAUAUGCCAAAUCCUGAUUUCGUGCAUUCGUGUCAAAUGGGCAUCAUACAGACGUGCUAUUAUUCUAAUUUAAUGCAAAGCAAAUUGACAUCUGAAAAUCAUCAAUUUCAACAAGUCCGAUACUCUCGCGCUUAUGAAUAAUGCAACCCAAGUUGAUAGCCACUGUUCUCAUUAUCAGCAAGUCAUCCUAUUUUAAAGUACCUUUACAAUGAACGAUGAUUUCAUAAGAAUAGCGUUGCACAACGUGGCGCAGAAAACGUAGAGGCAAAAAAUAUCGCUAUGUAAGAGUAUGCAUUGCAAAAAUAUGUACAAGAAUGCAGGCAUUGACUCCUGGCCCGGGAGGAGGGGGAGGAGUGGGAGAGGUACUGUACAGAAUGAUACGACAAGAAGGUGUAUUAAGGCCAAUUAGGGGUGUCAGCGCGGUGGUCGCCGGUGCCGGUCCUGCACACGCUCUAUACUUUUCUUGCUACGAAUGUCUCAAGGAAAAGUUCAAGAGCUCGAGAUCUCAGUUCAAUCAUCUUGUCUACGGAGCGGCUGGUUGCGUAGCAACAAUUCUGCACGACGGUGUCAUGAACCCGGCGGAAGUGGUUAAACAACGAUUGCAGAUGUACAAUUCCCCUUAUAGGAAUGUAUUGAAUUGUAUACAGCACGUGUACCAGAAAGAAGGGAUAUUUGCAUUCUACAGGAGUUACACGACUCAAUUGGCUAUGAAUGUGCCUUUUCAGAGUAUUCAUUUUAUCUCUUAUGAAUUCGUGCAAUCCAUUACAAAUCCGGAGCACGUUUACAAUCCAAUAGCACAUAUCGGAUCGGGUGCAGCAGCAGGUGCAAUCGCGGCCGCUGCGACGACUCCUCUGGACGUAUGCAAGACAGUGCUGAACACACAGCAGGACGGCGUGCACGCUCAAGGCAUGAUAGACGCGUUUAAGCAGGUCUACAGGUUCGGCGGGAUACAGGGAUACUUUCGUGGAUUACGCGCACGUGUCUUAUUCCAAGCGCCAGCCACCGCGAUCUGUUGGGUGAUAUACGAAUCAUUCAAGUAUGUAUUACGGGGCAAGCAAGAUGAUGAAUGUAACGACACCGAAGCCGACAACGGUAUGACCGGAAUCAACCAGAAUCCGACGCUCGCAUCAAGAUCCAACAGCUUUCAAGGUGCAGGUCUGUACUUUAACAACCACGCCUCGACGCCCGUGUUACUCAAAGUGACCACGAGUUAGGCAUGUAAAAAAUUCGCACUCUCAAUUGUCCAUUGCGAGAAAGAAAGAGAGAACUGUUUCGUUAUUCGAGAGUUGUUUAUGGAAGUAGCGGUAUAUUUUUUUCCUUAAAAGUGUCUCUCGACACAAUGAAUCGUUUCGUUGAUUCAUCUAUUAUUUGGCAGCAUUUUUACAUGCGUAUAUUAUGUAUCGCGAAGAAACGAAAAUUGCAAAAAAGGAAAGAAAGACAAUAGCAAGCAAAGGUACGGGACCUGGAUUUAUUGACUAUCGGUAUACGAACUUCCUCGAUUAUUAUUAACACAGAACUGCGUCAGAUAGUAGUAGGCGCUAAUAAAAUAUCACCUUCCUUUUUUUUAUUUCUUGAUUUCUGAUUAUCAAACGCGGGUGAUUGAUUUUAAGAGGCGUUAUUUCUCUAAGCUUCAUAUGUUAUCAUCGUACCUCACGCUUUCAAUAAAUUUUCCGUCAUGUACGCGAAAUCAAGUAUGGAAGUAACGUACUGUUAUUUUAGAAUAAUUGCAAAAUGACUUUAUUAAUUGGCAAUAUUAAAUUUGGAGUCGUGAAAUAAUCAUUAAUCCUGGUACACCGCUGGAUGCCAUCCAAUGUGUACAAUUGAAAUAGAAUGCUAUUAUCUAUUGUACUGUUCAUAUGGAGUAUUAAUGGAUAUUCAGAGAUGGACAGCAAAAUGUCAAUUUGAUAUAUAUCAGCUUGAAUGUAAAGAAUCUGUAUUAUUUGUCUUCUACUGUAAUUUGCAUACAAAUUUGUAUAUAUCUAGCUUACAUAAAUUAGAAUAUUUUACUAAUCUGUUCGAUAUUGACAUCUAGUUGAUUGCUAAUGGUAAUGUUUACUCCUUAAAGGAUGCCAAGCAAAUUUGUACUGUACAGAUGGAUUCAUGCUUGUGUAAAAAUAGAUAAAUUAAAUACUGAAAAUUGACAAGGAAUAUUAAGCUAAUAUUUUUUUUAGCAUUCUCCAAUGUAAAAAACGGUUCUUAGGAAAGAAGGAAGGAAAGAUAUGCUCCAAUUGAAUAGUGAAAAUAGAUUACGCACAUAGCGCAAUUGCAGCCCACUCCAACAUUGUACCAUUAAGUAAGUUUAAGAAAACAGUGGGAUGCAUGCAGGAAUUUCAUCGAUAAUAAACUACACUUUAGAGCAUAAUUAAGCGCGCAUAAUUAAUGCAGGAUCAUAUCGCGAACAGAAAUUUGCAAAAUUAGACGACCCAUAAUUGUUAUUAAAGAUCAUCGAUAAAAUAAAUCGAUAUUUGACGUUGUUAAAAAAAGUUACGAAAACUACUUAAUGAAAUUCCGAGAUGUAGAAUACGAUGUUGAAUUUCGUGUUUGGAUUAUAGGUACAACGUGGAUCGGAGUGAAUUGAAUUAAUAGGGCAUGAUUGGCUAUCCUGAACUAAGAAAGGAAUUACAAAUGAUGUAAAGUAAUUAUUUUAUAGAAGGCUGUAGAUAAAACUAUAAAAUAAUAUUACAGAUGUACAGUAUAAAAUAAAAGGAAAACCAGUGUAGAGAAAAAAAAAGUGAAACUAUUAUUUGUACAAGUACGAUUCCUCUUGAUUACUCAAGUACAAAUGAUGAAAUGCUCCUUAGUCAUUUUGUAAUAUAAAUAAAUUAUGUAUCUAAACCAUAUACGAUAUAUAACCACAAUAUUGCUUCCUAUGGCUGUGAUUACUGGGUCAUUUGAUGUUGACUUUAAGAGGGAGUAAUAUCAUGUAAAACUCAUAUUUCACGCCAUAUUUAUUUAUUGUUACAAUUUUUAAUACCCUACAUCGUUGCUGAAUGAAUCGUUUUGAUGUUGUUGGAGAGAGGGGGAAAAAAGGCACAGUAUUCAUAUGUAAAGAUAUAUGUAAAAGGAGAGCGACAUCUAAAAUUUAAAAUUAACUUUAUAGAAAUGUGUAUUUAAGUUGUCAAAAAUGUUUUCUUACUUUGGAGAUUCGCAACUAAGAAUUUUCAUUCGGAAACACUUGUGCGGGUAUGCGCUUGUUACACGCGUGCAUAUGUUUUGCAUGCUAAUUUAAGCAAUGUAAUUGUCGAAUUACAUUAUAUUUUAUUGAAUUUAACAGGACACUUAAUCUAUUAUUUAUACUUUUCGUUAUAAUUUGUUUAUCUCUAUUUGUUUAUCUCUAUUUCUAUUUAAAGACAUCACAAAAUUGUCUUUGAACCUCAAAAAUAAAUACUUAUUUCUCAAAUGUGUUACAAGAUGUAAUACUGUUCACCUAUCUCUUUUUUUAAUUGAUUUAAAUUUUUUAUUACGCAAAUUAUUCGUGGCCACGUUAUUAUUAUAUAUGAUCGACUUGAAUUAUUCUACGGUUUCUCUUUAUAAGUAAGCGUUUACUUUUUGGAAAGACAAGUUGUAUAUAGUCGAUAUAUAUAUAUAUGCUCCCACUGGUAUUAUAAAAAAAUAUUAUGUAGGGUACAUAUUAAUAAGUACAUAUUGAGUUUGUGUAACACAGUGAAACGCAUUAUACAUAAUAAUGAUGUAAAUAAAUCAUUCUACAAAA